Molecule: messenger RNA, 1431 nt
Organism: Prorocentrum cordatum
Lineage: Eukaryota; Dinophyceae; Prorocentrales; Prorocentraceae
Source: the annotation of a GenBank genome assembly
AUGCCUGCCGCGCCUCCUGUGCACAGGGCGCCGCAGGUGGCGACAUCGGCCGUGUUGGCCGCGGCCGCGACCGCCGCGGCCGCCUUGGCGAGCCGGCACUGCAGCGGGGGCGCGUUCGCAGCCUCGGCCAGAGAGGUGGCGGCGGGCCGCGCCGUCCCGUGCCGGCUGCGAGGAGGGGGCCGCCGGCCGCCCCGCACCGGUAGCCUCCAGAGCUUCAGCGGCGCCCCCGCGGCAGCGGUGGCCGGAGUCCUGGCCACGGCGACGGCCGCCGCCGCGCGCCGCCCGGCGGCCGGGAACCGCGCGGUGGCCAGACGAGCCGCGGGCAACGCCGCCGGGACGGUUGAAGUGCAGAGCAAGGGCAAGGUCGGCGUCAACGCCCAGCGUGGUAUCGAGAUGCUCUUCCGACUCGGCAAGGAAGUCAAGCCGUCCUACUUCGCGGUCAACGCGUGGUACGAGUCCCCAGACGUAGGCGAAGUGACGGGCAGAGAUCGUGUCACCAAGGCCUGGCAGCUCAGGCCAACGCGCACCAUCGACAGGGUGUGUGACGGGAAGAUCGCGGCAGGGUGCACGUGGACCCAGCUCGACGGGCGCCGCGGAGUGAGCUACAUCCGCUUCGAUGAGUAUGGCAAGGUGAACUACAUACGCGAGGUACCAGAGCCUAAGCUGCUGAAGUUUGACAAGAACAGUCUGGAGGCCAUGGCGCCAGCGCUGGGCCUCGUCAACGGCAUCAACAAGGUGUGGAGCUGGGCUCCUGGCUACCUCGCCAACCUUGACCCAGAGGCGGAGCAGCAGGUCGAGGGCCGCGCUCAGCCGAAGACCAGAAGAGCCAAGGAUGUCGUGAAGUAUUUGUGGCAGGAGGCGCAGUGGUCCGGCCAGUUCUCCGUGAGCAACAUCAUGCGGGAGUAUAGCGAAGACUGCGUCGUCGAAGACAUGACGCUCAAGGACGAGAAGUUCGCCAUUGGUUUCGACGCCGCGGAAGAGAUGAAACAGAACGCCCCGCAGAACUUGAGGUGGAAUUUAGACGAGCUCUCCAACGGCGACAAGGACGGGACGCCUGUACCGCCGUGUGGCACAUCUACUUCGCCGGCCAAAAGAAGCGCGGCUUGUCCUUCUACGAGCUCGACGAGGCGGGGAAGCCGCCGCGUCCGCGCGGGCGCGCCCUCUCGGCGGGUGGGGAGGGCGCUCCAGGAGCCGUGGUUCCGCUCCUGCACCACCUCGAUCCUGGAGCAGGCGGUAGAGGACGCCCACGCGCAGGCGCCGCCCGCCUCGGGCGAGACGCACCUCGCCGCGCAGGCGGCGCUGGAAGGCGCGGCAGUGCCCGACGAGCCCCCGCGGCGGCCAGCCGACGGCCUCUCGGCGGACGCUGUCGCGGAGGACCGGCUCUGGGAACCGCGGCCGCGGCCGCCGCCACAGGCGGUGCCCAGCGUGUGA